AUGGUUGCUGCCACCAAGCCCACCGCCACCAAGGGUGCUAAGAAGACCCAGAAGGUCACCAAGAAGGUGUGUAUUGCUGAUGAGUUCCUUUUCACUCACGCGCGCAAUGCUGACAGAGAUGCGAAACAGUUCAUCAUCAACGCUUCCCAGCCCACCAACGACAAGAUCUUCGACCCUUCUGCCUUCACCACCUUCCUCCAGUCGCGUAUCAAGGUCGACGGCCUCACCGGCAACCUCGGCGAGCGCAUCACCGUCACCAACCUCAACGACGGCAAGAUCGAGGUCGUCGCCCACCAGGAGUUCUCCGGUCGCUACCUCAAGUACCUGACAAAGAAGUUCCUCAAGAAGCAGCAGCUCUGUGAUUGGCUCCGCGUCGUCUCCACCUCCAAGGGUGUCUACGAGCUCCGCUUCUACAACGUCGUUGGCGAGAACGAGGAGGAGGAUGACGAGUAA
Molecule: messenger RNA, 453 nt
Organism: Aureobasidium vineae
Lineage: Eukaryota; Fungi; Ascomycota; Dothideomycetes; Dothideales; Saccotheciaceae
Source: the annotation of a GenBank genome assembly